Microcebus murinus (gray mouse lemur) is the source of this 1694-nucleotide messenger RNA. RefSeq names its product prickle planar cell polarity protein 4 (gene PRICKLE4). Gene Ontology annotation, molecular function: zinc ion binding. The record is from RefSeq and is a predicted model, not a curated record. Lineage: Eukaryota; Metazoa; Chordata; Mammalia; Primates; Cheirogaleidae.
GGUCCGGGAACGCAGGGCGAAGGGUCUCGGGGCGCGGCAGUGCGUUUCCAGUCCGCCAGUGGUUGAGCGCCCGGCGUGAACGCGGCUCCUUGUGUCUGCUGGGUGCCUGCGGGGGCGCAGUCACUUUCCACCCCGAGAUCCCGCCAAUGCUUCCCUUCGGCCGGGCUGGGCGGGCGGGGCUGCUGGGGGCGUGGGAGAGGAAGGGCCGCCCUUUCAGGGCGGGUAGAGGCUGGCGCUGAGGCCUCGGGUGGGGACUGAGUGAGUGGCCCGACCGCGGAGUCGGUCCGGAACAGCCUGGACUCCAGCGCGCAGCGAGGCUAACCUGUAAGGGGGUGCAAGUCUCCUUCUGGGACCCAGAUGCCCCCUCCUUCCUUGCUGCCUGGAGCUGGGGCAGUGCUGUUAGGGAAAUGGCUACUUCUGGCCCUGAGUGUGAACAGUCCAUCCUGGCCACCUUCCACAGGAAACCCGACCUGAGGGACAGAAGAGGAAGGAAGCAGACUUUGCCACCAAUGUCAGUGCUGAACUCUGGCUGGCCCCACCCAGAGGACAGCCCCAUCCUUGGGGAGCCAGGUCCAGCAGGCAACUCAGACAGUGACUCAGGCCACCUGCCAGGGGAAGACCCUGAGGAUACCUCCGCUCAGGGUCCCCCUUUCCUGGACACCAACCAAGCCCCCAAGUGGCCUGGACUUCGGACCCUCCUGCAACAGCUCCCUCCACAGGACAGUGAUGAGCGCUACUGCCUGGCCCUUGGGGAGGAGGAGCUGGCUGAGCUGCGGCUCUUCUGUGCGCAGCGGAAGCAGGAGGCCUUGGGACAGGGGGUGGCCUGUCUGGUACUUCCCAAGCUUGAAGGACACACCUGUGAGAAAUGCAGGGAGCAGCUGAACCCAGGGGAGUAUGGAGUGUUUGCAGCCCGGGCAGGGGCGCAGCGCUGCUGGCACCAGCCUUGCUUUGCCUGCCAGGCCUGUGGCAAGGCCCUGAUAAACCUCAUAUACUUCUACCACGAUGGACAUCUCUACUGCGGCCGUCAUCACGCCGAGUUGCUGCGGCCGCGCUGCCCGGCCUGUGACCAGCUGAUCUUCUCCCGGCGCUGUACAGAAGCGGAGGGACGUCGCUGGCAUGAGAACCACUUCUGCUGCCAGGACUGCGCCGGGCCCCUGGGCGGGGGACGUUACGCCCUGCCGGGGGGCAGCCCCUGCUGCCCCAGCUGUUUUGAGAGCCGCUACUCGGGUGCGGGCUCGAGCCCUGCCUGGGCACUGGAAGGGCGGGCGUCCCUUGAGGAGACCGGACCCGGCCGCACUGAAGGAAGGGACCGCGCCUCGCUGAACGCCGCGACCAUCUCCCGAACAGCCCUCGCUGCCGCCGGCGGUGCCAGCCUGGGAACCCAGACGGGGCUGCUUGGAGCCAGCCCCGAGCAGGAGAGCCGCGCUGGGGACAAGGCAGCGGCAUCCAAAGGGCGGGAGCAACAUCGCUUGGAGACGCCCCAUGAUCCCGGGGAGGACGCCCACUGCCCCACCUGCUCCUCUUCCUCCGACUCGGAACCCGAAGACUUUUUCUUAGGCCAGCGCAUUCCCCGGCUCUGGAAGACCCCCGGAACCCUCCGACCGGGGGACAGCGACACCUCCAAGAAGCACUGCACCAUUUGCUAGUGGCGCACCCCAGAGACGGGUGUGAGUGGGGAGGAAGGGCUCUGUGAA